AUGAACCAUUCCUGUGAGCCCAACUGUCAGCUGGAGGUGGUGGACACGGCGGAACAGCCGUACCUGCGUGUGACGGUCCGGGCGCCCCGAGUCCAGCCUAGCGAAUUGCUGACGAUCGACUACAAUGCCAUGGAGAUCGACAUGACGUGUCCCUUCGACUGCCAAUGCGGCGCGGUCAGGUGCAGAGGCUGGGUGUCGGGCUUCUCAAACCUUUCUCGGGCCGAGCAGGAGGAGUACAUCGAUGGGGGUGCGACGGGGUCCCCGCCCCUCACCGGCGCCGUGAAAACUUGGGCUGAGGAACACGGCAUCGUAUAA
Ectocarpus siliculosus is the source of this 315-nucleotide messenger RNA. Lineage: Eukaryota; Phaeophyceae; Ectocarpales; Ectocarpaceae. The record is from the annotation of a GenBank genome assembly.